Messenger RNA from Erythranthe guttata (spotted monkey flower), 1957 nucleotides. RefSeq names its product putative polygalacturonase At1g80170. The record is from RefSeq and is a predicted model, not a curated record. Gene Ontology annotation, biological process: carbohydrate metabolic process. NCBI's taxonomy places the organism in Eukaryota, Viridiplantae, Streptophyta, Magnoliopsida, Lamiales, Phrymaceae. Gene Ontology annotation, molecular function: polygalacturonase activity.
AUACAAUAGCCCGUAAAUCACACUCGUGCUCGAGUUCAGUUUUGACUAAGGGAGUGUUUGUUCUAAGUGCAAUGGCCCCACUAUUUUUAAGAGUAAAGCAAAGUCCUUCAAAAUGUAUACUAUAACACCUUCAUGUCAUUUACACAAACCAACUAAUCGAACAUUAAAAAAGAAACGGCAAACACCACCCUUAAAAAAAAUCAUGAACAAAUCGGCAUUUCUUUGCUUUAUUAUAGUACUAGUGCUGCCCAUUGUAAGUAGUACAGAAAAAGAUUAUCCCGACAGUUUCCGUAUCGAGGUACAAGAUGAAGAAGAUGACGAUUUCGAGGUAUUGGGGUUGCUGUAUUCGGAAAGUGAGCACGGAAAUAAAGUUACCGUAAAUGUGGAUGAAUUCGGUGCAGUUGGUGAUGGAGUGUCUGAUGAUACUCAGGCUUUUGUAAAUGCAUGGAAACAAGUUUGUACAUCGAAAAACUCUGUUUUCUUGGUUCCGGAAGGGCGCGUUUAUCUAGUUAACGCGACGAGAUUUAAAGGGCCUUGUGCUGAAAAGUUGGUAAUCCAGAUUGAUGGAACUAUUGUAGCGCCAGAUGAUCCGAAAAAGUGGGACACAAAAAACCCGCGAAUUUGGCUUGAUUUUUAUAAUUUAACCAAAGUGUAUUUCCAAGGCGACGGAAUUAUCGACGGCUCGGGCAGUAAUUGGUGGGCAGCUUCCUGCAAAAAGAACAAAGCCAAUCCGUGCAAAGGAGCACCAACGGCUUUAACUAUAGAUGCCAGCUCAGCUGUAAGAGUGAAAGGGAUCACAAUUCGAAACAGCCAACAGAUGCACUUUGUAAUUUCUCGAUGCGAAUCGGUUCGUGUGAGUGGUGUGGAAGUUUCCUCGCCGGGCGACAGUCCAAACACAGAUGGAAUUCACAUCACUGGAUCGACAAAUGUUGUCCUAGAAAACUGCAAUAUCGGGACAGGCGAUGAUUGCAUCUCGAUUGUGAAUGGCAGCUCGAAUAUCAAAAUGAAGAAUAUAAACUGUGGACCUGGUCAUGGAAUUAGCAUAGGUAGUCUUGGGAAGAACAACUCGACUGGCAUAGUCGAAAAAGUUGUAGUGGAUAAAGCUUUUCUUCACGAUACCACAAAUGGUCUUCGGAUCAAAACUUGGCAGGGAGGCUCUGGUUACGUGAGGUCCAUACGCUAUCAAAACGUGAGGAUGGAUAAUGUCUCGAAUCCCAUUAUAAUCGACCAGUUCUACUGCGAUUCACCGACUACUUGUCAAAACCAGACAUCAGCAGUGGAAAUAAGCCAAAUAGUGUACCGGGAUAUAAGCGGGACUUCAAGAACCAAAGAAGCUAUGAAAUUUGCAUGCAGUGACUCAGUCCCCUGCACAAAAAUACUUCUCAACAAUAUCAACUUACAGAGGAAAAAUGGCACUGUGGAGACUUUCUGCAACUCUGCUUCGGGCUCUGUUUCUGGGAAUGUUCAACCUUCCGCGGACUGUUUGUUAUCUUCCGACAAAGAAGACGAACGCAGCAGAGAAUAUAUCGUACAUACAGAACUAUGAGACAACCUAGUAAUAGUUUGAGCGCAUUCGAAACCUUAGAUUCCGUAGCCAAACAUAUAGUUUUAUAAGCGAACACGUCUUUAUACAGUUUCCACACUGGAUAAGUAUAUUCCUUACAGCUUCCUUUCUUGUAACAUUGUUUCUGUAAGUAAUUGUGUUUAGAUAAUUAUGAUCCUGUAAUAUAUAUCUCUGUUUGUGUCGUAGAUAGAAACCGCUGCGAUUUCUAAAGCAUAAUAAACGUCAAACGAAAGUUACGGAUGUUACCUGUUCUUGAUUUUCACUAUUUUGCCAGAAGAAUAAUUAUUUAAUUUGACAUACAAAAAUUAGCAACCAAAUAACACCUUGUAUACGUAUAGGCUGUUUACAUGUUUCCAACGAAAGUGAACGAAAAAUAAAUAAAGCCAAGAAAAA